Molecule: messenger RNA, 2422 nt
Organism: Symphalangus syndactylus (siamang)
Lineage: Eukaryota; Metazoa; Chordata; Mammalia; Primates; Hylobatidae
Gene: DACH2
Product: dachshund family transcription factor 2
Biological process (GO): regulation of transcription by RNA polymerase II
Cellular component (GO): transcription regulator complex; nucleus
Molecular function (GO): DNA-binding transcription factor activity, RNA polymerase II-specific; RNA polymerase II cis-regulatory region sequence-specific DNA binding
Source: RefSeq, a predicted model, not a curated record
UGAGCUUGAGCGUGAGCCGGCUGCUGAAGACUUGCGAACAGUUCGGAGCCAGCGAGAGCGCGCCAGAGAGAGCGCGCCAGAGAGAGCGAGAGUGAGGGAGUGAGUGCAAGGGGAUCUAGAGGAGUCAGGGCGAGAAAGCGAGGGCCGGAGGACCCACGAUUGAGACAGAGUGACCAUGGCUGUCUCCGCGCCUCCAGUGAUCUCUGCAACUUCCAGCGGCGCCGGCGUCCCGGGGGGCUUAUUCCGGGCCGAACCCCCGUACUCGACUCCCGGAGAGCCCCCUCGUCUUACUCCUAAUAUGAUCAAUAGUUUCAUGGUUAAUAACCACAGCAGCAGUGCCGGAGGCGGCGGCAGCGGCAACACCAACACCAGCGAGUGCCGCAUGGUCGACAUGCACGGGAUGAAGGUGGCUUCGUUCCUGAUGGACGGCCAGGAACUGAUCUGCCUGCCUCAAGUCUUUGAUCUUUUUCUCAAGCACCUGGUGGGAGGCUUGCACACUGUGUACACCAAGCUGAAGAGACUGGAUAUAUCCCCCGUGGUGUGUACUGUCGAGCAGGUCCGGAUCCUCCGCGGGCUGGGCGCCAUCCAGCCCGGGGUAAACCGCUGCAAACUCAUCACCAGGAAAGACUUUGAAACUUUGUUCACCGAUUGCACCAAUGCCAGAAGGAAGAGGCAAAUGACAAGAAAACAAGCUGUUAACAGUUCAAGACCUGGCAGGCCCCCUAAGCGUUCUUUGGGAGUGUUGCAGGAAAAUGCUCGCCUUCUGCCCCAUGCAGUCCCAGGCCUCUUAUCACCAGGACUUAUCACUCCGACAGGUAUAACAGCUGCAGCAAUGGCUGAGGCAAUGAAACUGCAGAAGAUGAAGCUUAUGGCUAUGAACACUCUUCAGGGAAAUGGAAGCCAAAAUGGGACUGAAUCAGAGCCUGAUGAUCUUAAUUCUAACACAGGUGGAAGUGAAUCCUCCUGGGAUAAGGAUAAGAUGCAGUCUCCAUUUGCUGCACCUGGACCCCAACAUGGAAUUGCUCAUGCAGCCCUAGCUGGCCAGCCAGGCGUUGGGGGUGCUCCAACCUUCAAUCCACUGCAGCAGAACCACCUGCUAACCAAUAGACUGGAUCUGCCAUUUAUGAUGAUGCCUCAUCCCCUACUUCCAGUCAGCUUACCUCCUGCAUCAGUUGCCAUGGCAAUGAAUCAGAUGAACCAUCUCAAUACUAUUGCCAACAUGGCUGCUGCAGCACAGAUUCACAGUCCACUCUCCAGAGCUGGUACCUCUGUUAUAAAGGAGCGGAUCCCAGAGAGUCCUUCUCCUGCUCCUUCUCUGGAAGAGAAUCAUCGUCCUGGGAGCCAGACCUCUUCCCACACCAGCAGCAGUGUGUCCAGCUCUCCCUCUCAGAUGGAUCAUCAUUUGGAAAGAAUGGAAGAGGUACCAGUUCAAAUUCCAAUAAUGAAGUCACCCUUGGACAAGAUACAGCUGACUCCUGGGCAGGCAUUGCCCGCUGGAUUCCCUGGACCAUUCAUUUUUGCGGAUAGUCUGUCCUCCGUGGAGACUCUGUUGACCAACAUUCAGGGUCUGCUGAAAGUUGCUUUGGAUAAUGCUCGCAUCCAGGAGAAGCAGAUUCAACAAGAAAAGAAGGAGCUGCGACUGGAGCUCUAUAGAGAGAGAGAAAUUAGAGAAAAUCUUGAAAGACAACUUGCAGUUGAGCUUCAAAGCAGAACUACCAUGCAAAAGCGCCUGAAGAAGGAGAAAAAAACCAAGAGAAAAUUGCAGGAAGCCUUGGAAUUUGAAUCAAAGCGCCGGGAGCAAGUGGAGCAGGCACUUAAGCAAGCCACCACUAGUGACAGUGGCCUGAGGAUGUUAAAAGAUACUGGAAUUCCAGAUAUUGAAAUAGAAAACAACGGGACUCCUCAUGAUAGUGCUGCUCUGCAAGGAGGUAACUAUUACUGUUUAGAAAUGGCACAACAGUUGUAUUCAGCCUGAAAAGUCCUCGCUGGCUUUACAUAAAUGAAGAUGCUUGUGAUUCCAGUUUAUCUCUGAAACUAUUCAACAUGGAGUUAUUUCAAUUUUGUUUAUCAGCAAAGCUUUGUUUACUGAAGGAGCUAUUUAAUCUAUGUUACGUUAAAAAAGAAACACGUGUACAUUUUAAAAGCAAUGACGUAAACUUUGUUCUUGCAUUAGAUUGACCAGUUUAAAAAUAUGAACUAAGUCCUAAUGGCUAAAGUAACUUGACCGUAUUUGAUGCUUUUCUAUGCUCAUUUCAACUUGGCCUUUUGUCUUUUAAAUUUUAAAAAAAUGCAGUAGUGUGUUAGAGACUAGAAACUUAUAUGUAUGGUUUCCCUGUUCUACUAUACAUAAUGUUAAAGUACACCUUCUUUGUUAAAAAUGUACUUGCUAAACUUCAGCAUAAAUAAAAACAUUUUGACUUUG